ACUGUCAGUUUUGGGGGGUGGGGGCGCUCCUCCGGGUUAUUUAAGACCCGACAGACACUCUCUCAGCUAUCUCCCACUCACUCCUUACUAGUCUUCAUCUGCUCAGCUCGCACUCCGCUCAAUUUCUCACCAUGUCUCAACUCGAGGGCGCCAUGGCUGCAAUGAUCAGCGUUUUCCACAAGUACUCCGGCAAGGAGGGAGACAAGUACACCCUGAGCAACGGGGAGCUGAAAGACCUCAUCAAGAACGAGCUGGGCAACUUCCUCGGGGAUCCCAAGGACAAGGGCGCGGUUGAUGGAAUCAUGAAGCAGUUGGAUGCCAACAAAGACGGGCAGGUGGACUUCAACGAGUACAUUGUCCUGAUUGGUGCCCUCACCAUGGCGUGUAACGAUUUCUUCAAGGAUCUCAAGAAGUAGUGAGCGGAGACCCCCCCCUGAUCUGGGCUUACAAACCAGCGGACUGCGGCAUGGAGAGAGGCGCGGUGCCGGUGUCUCGGAGUGCCAGGGCGCUGCGGGCUGAUUUCUCUAAGAACCACAUACUUAAUAUAAAAAUAAAAUUCGUAACACUCUGACUCUGA
Molecule: messenger RNA, 577 nt
Organism: Polyodon spathula (Mississippi paddlefish)
Lineage: Eukaryota; Metazoa; Chordata; Actinopteri; Acipenseriformes; Polyodontidae
Product: protein S100-A1-like
Exons: 3
Coding region: 132-416 (94 amino acids)
Molecular function (GO): calcium ion binding; transition metal ion binding
Source: RefSeq, a predicted model, not a curated record